Messenger RNA from Peronospora matthiolae, 573 nucleotides. The record is from the annotation of a GenBank genome assembly. Lineage: Eukaryota; Oomycota; Peronosporomycetes; Peronosporales; Peronosporaceae.
AUGGAAAUGAGCAGCGCCGAGCCUCGUAAACAAGAUGUGGUGAGAGUGCUGACGAAUGAGCGCGCCGAGCGUCAAGGAGAAAAAGGGACAGCAACAGCGACUACGGUGGGACACACGGUGGAUCGUUACUGGACAAAGCAGAAGAACGAAGGUCGGGGAGCCCGACGCGGCGGCAAUGGUCGUGGACGCGGGGCUAACAAUGUCCAGUGGGGACAUCAUGAUGAAGGCAAUGGCUACGAUCGAGUGGCGUUUGCAGUCUCGUUCGAAUGUGGAGUUUCGACGAGCAAGGACGUGUCUGGAAUGUGGGCCGUCGACAGUGGUGCAACGCACCACGUUUGCCAUGAAAAGACCAAGUUUGCAAGUUUGGUAGUGCGCAAUGAGGCCGAACUAUUGGUGGCUGAUGGCUACAAAGUGGCCAUCAAGGAUGUUGGAACCAUCAUAGAAAAUGUGUUUCUGACCAACGGCGAAGAGCGCGAGAUCGAGAUCAAGAACGCGUUACAUGUUCCAAGUAUGAGCAAGAACCUGCAUCAAUGCCACAGACUAACAGGCAUGACAUCUCCAAGUCGUGUUUGA